Messenger RNA from Heterobasidion irregulare TC 32-1, 1299 nucleotides. RefSeq lists its product as uncharacterized. The coding region runs from base 1 to 1299 and encodes 432 amino acids. Lineage: Eukaryota; Fungi; Basidiomycota; Agaricomycetes; Russulales; Bondarzewiaceae. The record is from RefSeq and is a predicted model, not a curated record. The transcript is spliced from 5 exons.
AUGAUCUCAUCUCGGUCAACGCCGUCCUACUCGCAAGCAGACUCGGCCACUAGGCAUCAACCUUCUCGGAAUGACGGUGCUCUGAGGCAGACCACCUAUGUUUAUACACCUCCGAGUCACCGUCUUCUUUAUAGGGGCUCCCUAUCCGUGGAAGGGUCUCGUCUGCUCCUAGACGGAUUGACGUUCACCAUUCCUCUGCACGAUGACGAUUCUGGCAGCAAUCUUCUCGACAAUCCCCUUGCUCUUGCACUCGAAAGUAUGCGUGGGCGGACCCUCUGCCUCUCGGGCUCGGCAAAACUGAGCUCGGUUCACCUGGAUCGAUCAGGCGGCGUCAGCCUUGACAUUCACCCAGCAGCCGCAUUGACCAAGCUAUAUCUAGAACACCAACUCUGUUCCUUUCCUAUAAUAUCCGCAGAUAACACAACAGAACAUGGCAUCCGAAUUACGCUCGGAGACCCUAAUAGCCAAGAUAGCUCGGAGAUUAUGAUUUAUGGUCAACUCCCAUCUCGACCAAGGCCUUCACCACCGACCCCAUCGACAUCUUCUUUGACAUCUAGCUCAUCCCUUCCUUGCCUACAUUUGCGCGUAGCGCGAAUAGUGCCUGCCCCAGUCCCCACACGCGUCGCUCGACCAGAUGACCCAUCCCCGCGCUUCCCUCCACCAAUCUCUUUUGGAACGAAACGGCGCAUGGAUUCUCAUAAUGAUACCCUCGUCGACUUGGCCUCAGUUAAGAAGCAAAAAACUUUCGUCGACGACGUACGAGACAAUGGCAAACAAGAAGUGGAUGAACGCGCGACAUUGAGUCGUGCGCGAGAGGCAAUGACUCGGAUUCCAAAAGCUCCUAUCAAGGGCACCAGCGGUAUGGAUGUCAAGAGCCACGAAGAUGACGUCUUCAAGGUUCCCUCAUUGCCGCGCUCAUUAGCUUGGCCAGCGAGCGAUAUGACUGGACCAAGUAAGGGGAAGGCCAAGGAAACUGAUAUCGUGAAGGAACUAGAAAAAGCCAACAAAUCUUUGGUCAAAAAGGCUGCCGUCGAUUGCCUUACCGCCUAUGGCAUUCAGAAGACCCAUCCCGAAUUCAAGGAGCUGUGGGGAUUCAUUUACAGAGGCACGGAGUUCGCCUUGAGAUCGCGAACGAAGUCCUGCGCGGUCGACAUACGCGUGGUGAACAGAAUAGCCAAGGCGCAUGCAAAGAUGUACAUUGACGGCAUCACCCAGCCAUCUACUAGUCAGGGUGGGGCAGACUUGGAAAAUGUCAGCAAUGCUUCAAAAAGCGGCGAUCGUGCUAAUGGAGAAGGAUGA